This is a messenger RNA of Pelobates fuscus (common spadefoot toad), 1720 nucleotides long. RefSeq names its product caspase-3-like. Gene Ontology annotation, biological process: erythrocyte differentiation; proteolysis; positive regulation of neuron apoptotic process. Bases 187 to 1053 code for a protein of 288 amino acids. The record is from RefSeq and is a predicted model, not a curated record. The transcript has 7 exons. Gene Ontology annotation, cellular component: cytoplasm. Lineage: Eukaryota; Metazoa; Chordata; Amphibia; Anura; Pelobatidae.
CGGAGGUCUUGUUGUUAUGUGAGCUGCCAGCCAAUGGGAAGCUUCGGUGGGCUGGGACUGCUCUGACGUCUCAGCUUCUACUCUGUUUCCAGUUAGAGACAAAGCGACUGGCAGAGAAGCAGUAACAGCAAGGGUGAGGAUCAGCGAACGUUCUAUGCACAGCGUGUACAGUUCUAAGAAGGCAAAAUGGCAGAUAACCAGAAUGGCACCCAGUGCAACGAAGAUCAGACAGAUACCAGAUCAUUUCCUUCAAGUCCUCGCAUGAUUUCACGAAGCACUGAGCCAAAAGAAAUCGACAAGAAAUCCAAGUUUGAUCAUCUGUUCAAGUACAAAAUGGAUUAUCCAGAGAUGGGGCAGUGUGUCAUUAUAAACAAUAAGAAUUUUCAUCCAUCCACAAGAAUGGGAUCUCGCUCUGGUACAGACACUGAUGCUCGGAAACUAUUUGACACUUUCAAAUAUUUUGGCUAUCAGGUCAAGAUAUUCAAUGAUCUAAAAUGCUCUGACAUCUUUGGAUUAUUAAAGAAAGCUUCCGAGGAGGAUCACAGCAGGAGGAGCUCCUUUGUGUGUGUGCUUUUGAGCCAUGGAGAGGAUGGCGUAAUAUAUGGAGUAGAUGACCAUAUUCCUAUUAAAAACCUUACAAGCCUCUUCAGAGGGGACCGUUGCAAGACUUUGGUGGGAAAACCCAAAUUAUUCUUCAUUCAGGCGUGCAGAGGAACAGAUCUUGAUUGUGGAGUUGAGACAGACAGCGGGAGUGAACAACCCAGUGAAACGUACAGAAUACCUGUAGAGGCAGACUUUCUCUAUGCCUACUCUACAGUCCCAGGGUACUAUUCCUGGAGAAAUACUAUGAAUGGUUCCUGGUUUAUCCAGUCUCUAUGUGAAAUGCUAAAAUUACAUGCCUCCCAGUGUGAUAUUCUUCAAAUACUCACCUGUGUGAAUCACAUGGUAGCUAUGGAAUUUGAAUCUUCUUCGUCCUCCCCAGAAUUUAAUGCCAAGAAGCAAAUCCCAUGUGUGGUGUCCAUGCUCACAAAGUCCCUUUACCUUACUCCAUAAUGAAAGGACGGUGUCAUCCCUCCUUGAUGUAACAUCGAUACCAGCAGCAAAUCACUGACAUCCCAGCUUCAUGCUGGUGUUUGCUCAGUCAUUCCACAGAUAUGAUACCUACAGCCAUUUACUUGAAAAGGAAUAUUUUUAGUCAUUACCGAUGAACAUUUCUGGGGAACGAAGAAAAUAACUAAAAAACAAAAAAAAACAAAGAAACUAUUCGUUGCUAAGCAAGUUCCCAUUUCUGUUAUUUAAAAUAUACUUGCUAGGCUUGUAAGCGUUAUGUACUUGAAAGAGUGACAAUUCAAAGGUCUAAGUGUUCUGGAUUUUUAUUUUUUGUUUCUAUUAAAAAAAAAUAAAAAUAAAGAUAGAUACAACUCCCAGUUUAUCACUUUUCUGUUAUUUUUAGACCUAAAUGCUUUAUUGAAUACAUGCAUAGCACGGCAUUUUAUAUUCAGAAUAUUACAAGAGCAGUUUAAUCCCACGGCAGUGCCACCUUGUAUGUGAAUCGUUUUUAUAAGUUGCGGAGUUAUUUUAAAUGAUUUCAAAGGGUUUAGAGAUUGUACACCUAACGACACUCUUGGCGACGCAUAUACCCAGAUAAAUGCAUGUAUACAGAUCUCCGAAUAAUGCGUGAACAAUUAUGCAGUGCAUGAGUUAGCUUCUUUUUCUUUUU